Molecule: messenger RNA, 3501 nt
Organism: Physella acuta
Lineage: Eukaryota; Metazoa; Mollusca; Gastropoda; Physidae
Product: TBC domain-containing protein kinase-like protein
Biological process (GO): activation of GTPase activity; protein phosphorylation
Molecular function (GO): GTPase activator activity; ATP binding; protein kinase activity
Source: RefSeq, a predicted model, not a curated record
AACGAAAUUGUCAGAAUUAGGUUCAGCUAUCCAGCUAACUUGCACAUUGUGCUGCAUUUUUUUCUGUCGCUUCGUUUAUAUAAAACUAGAUCUAGAAUACCUCACUCGUCAACCUCAUUCCCUUAUUUCGAGGAAUAGGCUAUCCUUACAGAGGAUAUGCCUGCAUUGGGGACAGCCGACUUUGGCGUCAGAACAUUUUAUGCCGCCACUCAUCCUAAUGACAAAUGUGGACCAAAUGGACUACCUCUAACACCAAAUUCUAUAAAAAUUCUAGGACGUUUUCAGUACCUUACUACAUUAGCACAUCCACAAUUGUGUCAAUAUUUAGAUAUCAGCAAAACUAAACAUGAAUGCCUUAUUGUAAUCUCAGAACAUCAUCGUAUUACUUUACGAGAAAAACUUAAAUGUGAUGGUAAUCUUGGAGAAAGUCAGAUAGUGCGACUAGCUUUCCAAAUGUUAGAUGGAUUAACGUACUUACACAGAAACAAUAUUGUACAUAGGAACCUGAGCAUUGACAACAUUCUCAUUGAUAAACAGGGUAACAUCAAACUCUCUGAAUAUGGUCUCUACUAUAUGACAGAUUACGGAGCAGAUGUCUCUUUUCCAAUAGGUUUACCUCGGUACUUGGCCCCAGAAGUGUUUUGUUCUGGCCCAGUUAAGGUUGAUGAUGAAACUGGGCACUGUGUUCAGCCAAUAUCUGGGCCAAAAACUGAUGUUUGGACUUUUGGUAUCAUUCUACUAGAACUUAUUUUGGGAAAGGAACUGUGGUCUGGAUUAGGUCUUCAAGAAACCCUGCUGAAAAUGGUUGAAUUCAUAAAGACAGAAAUGUCACCAUUGGAUUUACUUUGUCAAGAUCAAGUUAUUGCUGACAGAUUAAAGGGCUAUUCAAAAGAACUUCGAGAUGUGCUUAGAUUAUGUCUGACUGUGUCCUCUACAAAGAGAGCAAAGUCAGAUGAGCUUAAGCAACACCCUUUAUUCACUGUCAACAUAAAAAAUGCAGUGACCCACAAAAAAGAAUAUAAUAUGUUUACAACAGAAUUGCGCUGUGUUGACCUUGAACUUCCAUCCUAUGAUGAGACAAUAGCAAAUGAGUUUAGUGAUGACCACCUUUCCCAGAGAUCAAUGCAAGAGGUUUACUAUCUGUGGCGGCUGGCUGGUGGGGACCUUGAUACUGUGUUGAGAAAAGCAGGAAUGUCAAAGACAAGGCCUCCUGUCCAUUUACUUCCAUGCUAUGGUAUUAUAGACGGAGAUGUGUUUGGACAAGACCGAGACUAUGCUGAACUUUUGAACAAUACUGUAAUUACUUUGUCUCAGGAACAGCUAAGAUUUCGCCUAAGAGAGAUUCCAUCAACAGCUUAUUAUCCUCUUUUGGAAGAUGAGCUGAAGUUACCUGAGCACCAGUUACCAACAUCACCAAGCAAUGGUGACUUGACCAGCUCUGCAGCCUUGCCACUUGUUAUCAGGGAAAAAGAUAUUGAGUACCAGUUCCACAGAAUCAUUUUGUAUGCAAGGUUACUGAGUGCUUAUCCAUUUAAAAGGCCUCAUAUUUGGAGAGAGGCAAGAGUUGACAUUCCACCACUAGUCAGAGCUAAUGUUUGGGCAGCUUUGCUUGAAGUUGAGGGUGAUAUAGAAGGAUUUUACAGAUCUAUUGACAAAGAAACUGCCACUGCAACUGAUAGACAGAUAGAGGUAGAUAUUCCCAGGUGCCAUCAGUAUCAUGAACUGCUUUCAUCCCCAACUGCACAUGGUAAAUUCAAACGUGUGCUCAAGGCGUGGGUGCUCAGUAAUCCCCAAUAUGUCUAUUGGCAAGGUCUAGAUUCACUCUGUGCUCCUUUUUUGGCACUGUCAUUCAACAAUGAGGCAUUGGCUUUUGCCUGUUUGUCUGCAUUUAUACCAAAAUAUUUGAACAAGUUUUUUAUGAGGGAUAAUUCUGCUGUGAUCCAGGAAUAUCUGGCUGUGUUUUCCCACCUCAUAGCGUUUCAUGAUCCAGAGUUAAGCAAUCAUCUAGAUGGGAUUGGUUUUAUACCAGAUCUGUAUGCUAUUCCUUGGUUCCUGACCAUGUAUGCUCAUGUUUUCCCCCUUCAUAAAAUUGUACAUUUAUGGGACACUCUACUGUUGGGGAAUUCAUCGUUUCCUCUCUGUAUUGGCGUAUCUAUUCUUCAGCAACUUCGAGAUAGAUUGUUGUCUUUUGGGUUCAACGAGUGCAUUUUGCUCUUCUCUGAUAUGCCUGAGAUUGAUAUAGAGCGAUGUGUCCAGGAUUCAAUAAAAAUAUUUUGUUCCACCCCUAAAAGUGCUACAUUUAGACAGCAUGCUCGCCCUCUGAAGUCUAAAAGUUCAAAUGAUCGUCCAAAUUUAUCAUACUAUAGUCGGGAUUACCAUGAACAGCCACAAACAGAUCUGUCUAUGGAAGCCAUGUCUAUAGAGGAACUAAAAGGAGAGAAAUGUCCUAGGAUAUCUGCAGAAGACCUAAUAGAGUUGGGAGAGCUGCUGGGAUCAGCAUCCUCCCGAAGUCCAACCAAAAGACGAUUUAAUAGCAAACCUAUGAUUGUUAUUUUAGAUGUCCGUCACUAUGAUGACUACAAAAGAGGAACUUUACAAGGGAGUAUCAACAUCCCAUUCCAAACAGCCUUCUCACCAGAAGGUGAACUGAACCCUUGCCCAGCUGUGCAGCAGUUGAACUCACGAAGGAACCAAGUUGUUGUGGUUGUAGGAAGCAGAGGUCGCAACGCUUCUAAUUUUGCAAAUGAGCUAGUUCGACUUGGCUAUGCCAGAGUAUGUGUUCUACAUAAAGGAAUUGAUGUUUUUAGAACUACUGGUCUCAUAACCAUACCUCCUGCAGACAUAUGAAUGCUUACUGCUAUGUGAUGGGCUACUAAGAUAUUUCUUAUGUUACAGUUAAUGCUCAGCUUAUGUUGUUGUAUUAGUUAGAAAAGCUAUGUUUGCCAAAUGUUAAUAAGAUUAUUUGUUCCCAUUAUUGUAAAUGAAUGACACAUUUCGGCUUUGUGAUAAAAGUAGUUUAUUAUUUUUGUAGUCUCUAUUUAGUAUUACAUUAAGAUAAUUUUAGUAAUGUAAUUUUUACUAAUUCUAGUUUGUUCACUCUCUAGCUGGUUAAGAAUUGAGUAAUUGUGGGAGUGCAUUCACACAUUUCACAGAAGACAAUGCAAUGUUUUAUAUUUAUAUAAUUAAAAAAAAAGAAAAUCCAAUUUUGAUGUUUCAUAAUUUUAGCAGAAAACUGAAGUCAACAAUUUUUAAAAUUAAAAUCAAAGAAUGCAAAGCACAGAAAGUUUUUAAUUCAUUAUUUUGAAAUAAAAUCUAUUCCUGUUAUAUAGCUGUUUUUCUUUAUCUGCUAGUUUAAAACUUAUUUUAAGAAUUUGAAUGCAUACAAUUUUUUCCAGUUAUGUAUACUUUUUUAUGUACAAAGAUGUCCAUACCUGGUUUAAAUAAAGCUUUGGAUUGAUUGAAUGAGAAAAAUGUUCACAGUUUGUGAUUUUUAUUUCAUCU